AUGUAUCUGGACGCGCCCCAGCCCGUUCCGUACCAGACGGGCACCCCACGUCAGCCCGUUUCCUACCCGGCUGCGGUCCGCCCUCACGCUCACCAAGCUCCUCAUUCGGGAACCGUCAUCAUCCUUACGUCCCGGAGGGACACAACCAAGCUGGCAGGAAAUAAGCGACGCAGUUAUCCUCAACAGGGUAGUGGGUUACUGAACAGAAUGUUCAGUGGCUCCUCGAGCCCCCCCAAAGGUCAACCCCCCGCGCCCGGAAUCGGCGCUUCACCCAUCAGCCCCCAAUCAGACCUCACCAGCAAGGCUUCCAACUCCAGCCCCAGCAGUGGUGUCCUCCGCACUACUGCUUCCUCCGACCCGCCUCCUGUCGUCGAGAGAAAGCGUCGUCCCAGCACCGUCAACCGAGCGGUGAGCUCGUUCAUCAGUACUGCUCGCAAAUCCUUUGCCCAUUUCGACAGUUCAGAGGACACCCACACCACUUUCCAGUCCACCUCUCCCCCCAUCCCUGAACAUUCGGUGCCGAAGCUGCGGAGUAUGGACCAGGCUUUAAGCACCCCGCAGGGGGAUUGCACUAACGCCGCCGGUGAUUCAUCCCCUACUGCCAACUCGACCUUCCGGGUCGGCGUCACCGAAGACCGGAACCGAAAAUGCCGUCGGACCAUGGAAGACACGCAUGCCUACAUCUACAACUUCCUGGGCCAGAAUCCAUCCUCCGGCGUGAAUGGCUCGUCUCCGCAGCAGAAUGAUCAGGCCGAGACCGAUAAUGGCUACUUUGCAAUCUUCGACGGACAUGCCGGCACAUUCGCGGCCGAUUGGUGUGGGAAGAAGCUGCACGUCAUUCUGGAGGAGAUCAUGCGGAAGAGCCCCAACACCCCGGUACCAGAACUCCUUGAUCAGACGUUUACCAGUGUCGACCAACAACUCGAGAAGCUUCCCGUGAAGAACAGUGGCUGUACUGCAGUAACAGCGGUGCUGCGAUGGGAGGACCGUGUAGCCAGUUCCAACUCGGCAACCGGCUCUACCACGGUGAAGACCGAUGAUAAUGAUACCCCCACCCAAAACAAUGUUCCGAAGCUCCCAAACGCUAGUCGCCAACGGGUGCUUUACACGGCCAACGUCGGUGAUGCUCGCAUCGUACUAUGCCGCAGUGGCAAGGCUCUCCGACUCUCAUACGACCAUAAGGGAAGUGACGAGAAUGAGGGGAAGCGCAUUGCUAAUGCUGGUGGCUUAAUCUUGAACAAUCGUGUCAAUGGUGUCCUGGCCGUGACCCGUGCUCUGGGUGACUCCUACUUGAAAGACCUCGUCACCGGGCACCCAUAUACGACUGAGACAGUGAUCCAGCCCGAACAGGAUGAGUUCAUCAUUCUAGCAUGUGAUGGUUUAUGGGAUGUCUGCAGCGACCAAGAGGCCGUCGACCUUAUUCGAAAUGUACACGACGCACAAGAAGCUUCUAAGAUGCUGGUCGACCACGCCCUGGCACGUUUCAGUACCGACAACCUGUCCUGCAUGGUCAUUCGCCUUGACUCAAGUCGCUCAAAAGCAGACAAAGCACAGAACGCAGACUUGAAUUUAGACACCAAUGUCAAGCCUGCGAGUGGCCCCGACAGUGUCCUGAACAGCGCACGUGUGACCGACGCAGACGUCUACGACAUGGAUGACCUGGACCGCCAGCUCGCUCGCGGCGGCCUUUCCCCAUCAUCGCCCCGCGCUGCCCGGUGA
Molecule: messenger RNA, 1719 nt
Organism: Penicillium chermesinum
Lineage: Eukaryota; Fungi; Ascomycota; Eurotiomycetes; Eurotiales; Aspergillaceae
Gene: ptcG
Product: type 2C protein phosphatase PTC1
Exons: 2
Coding region: 1-1719 (572 amino acids)
Biological process (GO): protein dephosphorylation
Molecular function (GO): cation binding; protein serine/threonine phosphatase activity
Source: RefSeq, a predicted model, not a curated record